This is a messenger RNA of Daktulosphaira vitifoliae (grape phylloxera), 1006 nucleotides long. Its product is annotated as cuticle protein 21-like. The record is from RefSeq and is a predicted model, not a curated record. The transcript is spliced from 2 exons. Gene Ontology annotation, cellular component: extracellular matrix. NCBI's taxonomy places the organism in Eukaryota, Metazoa, Arthropoda, Insecta, Hemiptera, Phylloxeridae. The coding region runs from base 149 to 874 and encodes 241 amino acids.
UGUCCUUAAAAAUGGAGGGGUGCGAGGGUCUUUUAAAUGAUAUAUAAACGCACAACAGUUAAGUUGAAGUCACAUCGUCAAUCAACCGUUUCAAUCAGUUCUAUCGAACAUCAUACAAAAAAAAAACUAAAUAAAACAGCCCAUUAAAAUGAAUACGUUCAUCAUUUUGCCAAUAUUAGCAGCUGUCACGGCUUUAGCCAUUGCAGAAGUCGUCGUACCAGCUCCAGCAUACGCCACCACUUCAGUAUCAUCCCACGGACCAUUAGCUUGGGCAUACUUACAACCUUUUUAUCAGUCGGCUCCAGUGGUAGCUGCCUACACAGUACCUGCAGCUAAAAUUGCGGUACCCGCCGCUGCUGCCGUCGAUGCCACACCCGCUAAAAUUGUAAGUCCCACUUUUGAAGUUCCUACAACCAAGCUAGUAACUCCAAUUGCUCAAGUCAAGACCUAUACACCUACAGUAGUACCAGUCGCCAAAUUUUUGCAAGUAGUGCCCGCCCAAUUACAAAGCCAAGCCAACCCAUCAUACACUUUUGCCUACCAUGUUCAAGACCAAUUGACCGGAGAUUCAAAGAGCCAAGAAGAAACUCGUCAAGGAAAUUUCGUCAAAGGCAGAUACUCUUUGGUAGAGCCAGACGGUUCCAGAAGAACUGUUGACUAUACGGCUGAUCCAACACACGGGUUCAAUGCAUUUGUACAGAAAUCGGACGUACAAGCUGUUUUUGUGCCAACAGUCGCCUCAUCGGACGACGUAGAAACCAUCAAAGUAGAUGCCGUUGAAGUGGAACCAGUCAGGUAUGCGCCCGCGGGCACAAAACCGUUGAGAAAUACUCUUGCUGUUCCCGAAACCAAAACCAAAACUGGUUACAGAUAAACGGUUUUAAGUUCACAAUAUAUAUUAUACGGUGUAUUAUCGAUUGACAUAAUUUAUAACAUUUAGUUACUUAUUUCAUAACUUAAAGACAAAAUGUAUAAAAAAAUUGUAAUAAAUGAUAUAAUUUCAGAA